AUGAAGAUUUUAUCCUGGAAUAUUAGAGGUAUGAAUAGUUGUCAUAAACGGGACAUAGUUCGUAAUUUGGCUAGGGAUCAUAGAAUGGACAUUUUUCUUAUUCAAGAGACUAAAAUGUCUAAAGAAAGGGUGGAGAAAAUUAAGUUUUUCAAAUUUUGUGAGUCUCAAGGGAGUAGCUCUAAUGGGGCUUCUGGAGGAGCUGUCACUUUGUGGAAUUCUCAUUUUAUUCAAGGUGUUCCUUUUUGUCAUGAUGAUAACCAUAUUGCUACAUUGUUUAAACACAUUAGGGAUGGUUUUUCUUGGAUAUUAUUUAAUAUUUAUGUGCCUAAUAACAAAGUCUCUAGAAGAAAAUUUUGGGCCAGAGUUUCUUCUUUUUGUUGUAACCAUCCUAACGCCCCUUGGUUGGUUAUAGGAGAUUUCAAUACUCCUCUCCAAGAGACUGAUAAAUUUGGGGGUUCUCAAAUACAGCUUGAUAGCAAACAGGAUUUGGCUGAUUUUAUCAAUGAUCAGUGCCUUAUUGAUCUUGACUUGACUAAGGCCUCUUUCACUUGGUCAAAUCACAGAAUUGGGGCUGAGUUGAUUCAAGUUAGAUUGGAUCAGGCCUUAAUUUCUAUUGAUUGGCUUCAACGUUACUCUUGUUCUUUGAAUUCUAUGAUCAAAGUUGGCUCGGAUCAUUACCCUAUCAGUCUUAUGGUUGAACCCAAAGGAGGGCAGCGUAGAAAGUUUCCUUUUAGAUUUGAGAAGAUGUGGUUAUCCCAUCCUAGCCAGUAUAAUUGUGUGAAGGAGUGGAGUAUUCAAAUUGAUGGUAUAACUUUGUUUCAUAUAGCCAAGAAGAUGAGAUUUGUGAAGAAGAUGGUUAAAAAAAUGGAAUAA
Messenger RNA from Cryptomeria japonica (Japanese cedar), 873 nucleotides. RefSeq lists its product as uncharacterized. The coding region runs from base 1 to 873 and encodes 290 amino acids. The transcript has a single exon. The record is from RefSeq and is a predicted model, not a curated record. Lineage: Eukaryota; Viridiplantae; Streptophyta; Pinopsida; Cupressales; Cupressaceae. Gene Ontology annotation, molecular function: catalytic activity.